Zerene cesonia (dogface butterfly) is the source of this 2751-nucleotide messenger RNA. RefSeq names its product twinfilin (gene twf). Lineage: Eukaryota; Metazoa; Arthropoda; Insecta; Lepidoptera; Pieridae. Gene Ontology annotation, molecular function: actin filament binding; actin monomer binding. Gene Ontology annotation, cellular component: actin filament; cytoplasm; myofibril. The record is from RefSeq and is a predicted model, not a curated record. Bases 213 to 1244 code for a protein of 343 amino acids. Gene Ontology annotation, biological process: actin filament depolymerization; regulation of lamellipodium assembly; barbed-end actin filament capping. The transcript has 9 exons.
CAUCUUGGCAACAAAUGAGGAAUGACGGAUGUCGUAUGGUCGAUCAGUCCAAGCUCAAAUCAAUUGUCAACUCUGUAAAAUUAUAUUUUUAGCAAAUUACGAAUGUAAUUUAUCUAGAGUAAACCUCAAGGAUAGUUAUUAUUCAGAAUCCAUUAAUUGUGGAAUAAAGCCACUAACUCUAAUCGACAAAUUGUAAGGAUUAUCUCUGAAGAAUGUCCCACCAAACUGGUAUCCAGGCGAAUGAAGAAUUACUAAAGUUCUUCAGUAAAUGUAGAGAUGGAAAGAUACGUGUUGCCAAAGUCUGUAUAGAAAAUGAACAAUUAACUUUAUCUACACAUCAACAAGUAAAAGGCACUUGGGAACAGGAUUUUGAUAAAUAUGUCCCUCCAUUGAUAGUGGAUGAUCUACCUUGUUACGUUUUGUAUAGAUUUGAUUCAACAAAUUCUCUUGGAUACGAAUGGCUUCUCCUCAGUUGGUCUCCUGAUAGUGCUCCAGUUAGACAUAAGAUGUUAUACGCAUCAACAAAAGCAACAUUGAAGCAGGAGUUUGGUUCUUCACACAUUAAAGAUGAAAUGCAUGCUACAACCAAGGAUGAAGUAUGCUUGAAAGGAUAUAAAGCACAUCUGAGUGGAGUGGCUGCACCAGCUCCACUGACAGACAGAGAGGAGGCCUUAAAAGAAUUGCACCAGAGUGGACAAGAUCCCAAUUAUGGUACAGAUGCUAGACAGUCAACCAUGGGUGGAAUUUCUUUCCCUAUAACAGAGUCAGCUAAACAGGGUAUUCUUGAUCUCCAAAGAGGUUCCUACAAUUAUUUACAAUUUAAAAUAGAUUUAGAAGAAGAAGAAAUUUGUCUAGCCAAGGCUGCAAUCAUAACCCUGGCCGAGUUGCCUGCACAGGUGCCGGCCAAUGAAGCUAGAUAUCAUUUGUAUAUAUUCAAACACACACAUGAGGGCGAUCAUCUAGAAAGUAUAGUAUUUAUAUACUCAAUGCCUGGAUAUAACUGCAGCAUCAAGGAGAGGAUGAUGUAUUCAAGUUGCAAGGGACAGUUCCUUGAAUUAAUUGAAAAGAUGGGUGUUGAAGUCACAAAGCGAGUUGGCGUUGAUGAAGGCAAGGAAUUGACUGAGGAAUUUUUAUAUGAUGAAAUCCAUCCCAAAGUGAACUUACAUCGUCCAGCUUUUGCAAAGCCGAAAGGUCCACCGAAUAGGGGUGCAAAGCGAAUUACUAAAGCACAGUCCACGCAAUAAUCUAUACUUAUAAAUAAUAAAAUAAUAAUAUAAAUCUGAGGAGUUUGUUUGAAGGCAUUCAUCACAGGAACUGCUGGACAGAUAAAAAAUUAUUUCACAGAUGGAUAUAAACAAUGAGCCUGAGUGCUACUUGUUAUAAAUGUAACAUAGGCGAAACCGUGGUUGAUCGCUUGCGCAUUAUACAAGUAAUUUGACAGACUUAAUACAAAAAUUUAUGCCUCAUACAUGAAGGGGUAUCAUAGUAAGCGUACAGUUAGAUGUAUUGCAUAUUGCAUAGACUUUUAAAAGAACUUUAAAUCGACUUUAUUUUUAUUAUGAUAUUCUUGUAAAUGUUUCUCACAUUUUUAAUAUCAUAAUUGUGUCCAAAAUUUAUGAAGAUUGUUAUUAACAUAUAAUUUUUACACAAAAAUAUAGUAUCUUCAUGAUGAGCUUGCACUGUGACUCAUUAGUAAUUGUUUAAAACCUUUUAAACACAUCUAAAAUAUUUAUUUGAAUUAUAUUCAAACUGUAUUUGAUAAAUAUGUUAUUAAUUAAGUUAUUGCUAUUUGUAAUUUUAAGCUAUUUAUUUCUGCAUGACAUGUAUAAUUAUUAAAAUAAUGUGUAUAAAAAUUGUCUUCCUAAUGUUCAUUGUAUGUAAAAAGCAAUUACAGGUUUUUGAUUACAAGUUUUCAAGAUUUACAAAAAUGUUAUCUGUUACGUUCGAAUCAUGUCAUCAGAUUUGAUACAAUAGUUGUAGAUUGAAUACAGUAUAGAUAUUACCCAUGAUGAUUGCAAUGCCAAUGCUAGCAUUGCUUUUUUCAUAUAAGAAAUCACAAUUUAUGUAAUCAUUAUUUUUACUAUUCAUUUUUUAGUAAAGUUAAAUGGUGAUCAAAGAACCUUUUUAAACUCUUUUUUUACAUUAGUUUCACAAAGUCAAUAUCUAGUGCAUAUUUGUGCUCUAAUAAAUUGUGAUUUUGUUUAAAUUUAAAAAUAUACAGUAUUUAGAUAAAAAAAGAAAUAGCAAUGAUCAGUAUUGUUGCAUAAAUUAUUUUGUAUUUCUACUUGUUAAUUGAUACAUAACGAUAUAAUACUACUACUACUAAUACUAUACUACUAUCGAUUUUUUAACCAUUGUAUAAAAGAAUUUUAAAGUUUUUUUUUUUAUAUUUAGUAUUUAUGUAAUACUGUGGAGUGAUUCAUUAUCUUAUUAAAUUCUUGCCCUGUUUUGUUAGGUGUAUAGUAAAAUGAAAGUCAUUUAAAUCUCGCCAGAUAAAUUAUUGGGAGUUUUGAUAAAAAUGUGUUAAAAAAACUUACAAUUAUAAUUAUUUACGAUACUAAGUUUUUGCUUGCACUUGUUUACAAUUUAUGUAAAAAAUUAUCUUGAUUUAAAAUGUUAUAGUAUUAAUGGGUACAUUAUUUUUUUAAAACGCUUUUAAACAGGAGAUUAAUAUAUUAUAUACUUAUGCAUGAAUCUUAUUAUAGUCAACUAUAAUAUAAAAAAAAAUAUAAAUAAACGAUUUUUGUAAUU